AUGCAUCAGCGGGCCCGUUCAGAAGCCGGCGGCGAUGUCGCCAGCCCCCGCUCCAGCAGGGCUCCGAGCUUCAGCAGCGACAGGCCGUCAGUCGCAAGCUCCGUAACUUUCCAGAUGCCGACGAGCAUUCGCCCGGCGCCCGCAUACAUCGCCGCCUCGGUCGCCUCGCAGAUCGUCACCGACAACCGCCAUGCGCAGCUCCGCGAAGGCGACGACUCAGACACUGAGGGCGCUGGCGACUUCCUGGUCAACGCCCUCUUCUCGGAGCAGGCUCUGUCUCUGCUCAAUUCCUUCCUCGACCACCUGCUGUUCGCGAUCCUGUCCACCGCGCAUUCGCCGUCGCUUACCGCCAUCCGGCCCGCCAUAACCGAUGUGCUCAAGCCGCGCGUUGCCCGCGAGGCAAUGGCCAACGCCGAUGAAGAACUGCAGGGCUUGCUCGCCGGGGAGGACGACGAGGAGUUCCCGGAGCAGGACGGCACAGUCGCAGAGCGGUGGGAUGUUGAGAAGGUAUGGAAGCGGACACGCUUACGGAUAAUGGUCUAUACUCGGUUAGGGGAGCUAGAAGACGAGGAUGAGGAGCGCUAUGUCCAACAGGAGCGCGGGCUCAGCAUGGACGACAGCGACGACGAUGAGGCCGGUCUCGUUUCUUGGGCCGCCGCCAUUUUCCUCACGUCCGUCAUCGAGUACCUCGCGGAGCAAACGCUGCUUGUCUCUGGCCAGGCGGCAUUUGCUCGCCUGUCUGCCAAAAUGAAGAAGAUCGCUCAGCAGUCCGAGGAUGCCGAGGACCAACAGCUUGAGCGCAUCAUUGUCGAAGAUUUCGAUGUCGAGAAGAUUGCCUUGAACUCCGCGCUCGGCAGGUUGUGGAGAACCUGGAGGAAGCGAGUGCGGUCGCCGAUCACGCCGCUUUCACCGCGGGGAGUCCGCUACACGAGCAGCGUUGCAAGCCUUCACCGCCGACGGAUAAGCCACGACACGGCGGAUGAGUCUAUCCUAAGCGAUGGCGUACCAGAGGUCCCUGAGCACAAGCCUACCGAGACGGAGAUUGCGGCCAAUAUUCCGCUCCCCAUGGGCGACAACGACGUCAACGAAAUCGAGGUUCCUGGUCUUGCUCGCACAUUCGAGGAAGGAGAAGCGAGUGGUACGGAGACCCCGAUUGCGCGUACUCAACGGCCGGCUAGCGUCAUCAUGCUUGCGCCCCCAGAGAACUUCAGGAGGCGGAUGGCGAAGGAGCGCCCGGUGUCGAUGCCUCCACCAGCAGCUGGACCCUUGGUCUUCCCCCCAGAGAGAGAAACGGCAGAAGACAUGGAGUUUGAGACUCCUAUGGAAACAGUGUCAGAUGACGAAUCAUAUAUCCACGACGAGCGCCAGGAGGGCAUGUCCCAUGUCGAUGAGAGAGACGCCGAGGGCGAACACGAGGCGGACGCUGAUAUGGUAGCAUUCGCCGCUUCUACGGGCAUGGGCUUCGGUAUGAGCCCGAUAAGUCCAGUGAAGGCCAAUGGCUUUGACAAGGACGAGGAUGAUGUCGACACUCCCACUCAGACUGGCUACGAUGGCGAGUCACAGGUGUUCCAGUCCAAGAGGAUGUCAAUUGAGAAGACUGGGCCUCCAGGGGUUGUCCGCACGUACUCUACGAGGAGCUCAAGCCUGAGAUCUCAUGACAGGACACCCGCUGGGACCCCAAGCGUGACUCCCGGAAACGAGCCGAAGACAUAUCUCGACGAUGCCCAUACCGACGACGACCUGAGCGCACCUGACGCCAUCGGAGUUGCGCACACUUCGAACAUACCUAUCCCAACGCCGUCGCCUCCGGCCGAGCCAUCUACUAAUGACAGGGCACCUGGACAUGCAAAGCAUCCUUCACACGGAGGAUACGUAGAGGUUCUUCCCCGCCAGACGGCGCUAACAUCAAUUACCGUCCGCAAUACCCCAAGUCCCGAAGAAAGACCUACGCAAGGCGAGCGUUCCACGAUGCGCAAAGAUGUUCAACGAAAAGAGGUUCAGCGGAAAGAAGUUACUAUCUCUCCGCCAGGGCCUCGCGACACUACUCCUCCGAGGUCGCGCGCGCCCGUGCUGGCCUCCUUGCAGGAGACGGAGACUUGGAGCACGAAGCCGCAGCAUCCGGUGGUACCUGAGAAGUCAACACAACGUGGCAGCCCUACGCGUGGUAGCCCCAAGCCAGGUCCGUCGCUGCGCACCCGUGAGUCGCCAGCCGCCGUUGCCGACCGCACUGUUAAACCCAAAGCUAUUGAAGGCUCACCUCGGUCUCGCUCCGGCACUACUGAAGGAGCUUCUCCAGACAAGGCUACUGUUCAGCGCCUGUCCUCUUCCUCCUCAACCGGCCGAUCCGUAUCAACUUCCAUUCUGCACAGCGCUCGUGAUUCUGAUACCAGCCUCAAUGGCCGCCCUCGGGGUCUCAGCGGCCGCAUGUCGGAAGAAGACCGACAGCGUGAGUUUGACACUCUGGUAAAAGGAGAAGAGACUGUAAAGUUCACUCUCACCCCACAGGCCAUGCGCGACAUCGAUGAGCCGCCAGUUGUCAAGCGGGUAGAGCCCCCCAAACCGGCAGCCUCAGUCACUGUCUAUCCCCGCGUGAAUGCAGACAAGGAUACUCAAUUCGGAUCUCAACAUCUGCCUGCUCGAACGGCGCCAAGGGCUGAAGGCCCAGUUCCAUCGUCCGGCAAGAAAGUGAGAAUAGCGAAACCGAUGGCCAGGGAACCGCGGAUACAGAGCGAAUCCAUGCGCGAUUUUGCCGACUUUAUUCGAUCGACAGGUCCUGCUCCCGGAGACGAGCGACCUGUGCAGCCGUUUGUGCCUCUAAGUCAGACCAGUCCUAAGCCAACUAACGCGUCGUCGUCGUCAAUUAGUGGAUUGGGCAGGAGAUUAUCCACAAGGCAGGCCUCGUCUCACUCGCAUUCAGGUUCCACUGCUGGAGAGGGCCCUUCAGCGAAGUCUCGCGCACAUAUGGAACCACGCAGUCCUGCCGGCCCGCGAAGCGGCAACGAUGACUUGAUUGACUUCAUACGACAAGGCCCGCCAGGCGCCAACAAUGGACAGCCUAGGAUUCCUCGUGCUGUGGCGCCAUUCCGAACCACCGUCGACUCUGAUCAAUUCGAUCGCAUGCUAGACGAGAACGGCAAUGUUGAAUCAGCGUAUGGCUCGCAGGUGUCCACAACCUCGAAGCAAUCUUCGCAGACUGCCAACUCAAGGACGGGGCUUCUACCAAAAGCAAACGUCGUACAGCCUGCAUAUUCGAAUACUCCGCAGAAGCUCACAGGGAACCUGUCAAGCCCUGAGCCCCAUAUUCAGCGCACUCGUCGUCGCGUCAAGGAUCCAUACGCCAUCGACUCGGACGACGAAGACGACGAUCUACUGACGGCUCUUCCUAGUUCUGCAAGGCCUCGACAGCAAGAGGAGAGCAUGAUGGACUUUCUAAACAGCAUGGAGCCGCCCUCUAAUAGCCAGCCACAGCCAUUUGUCUUGAGCAAGGAGGCGAUAGCUGCGGCAAAGGCCCGGGCAGUUAGGAACCCUGCCGGCUCCCCUGCCGAUAGCAUGUCAUCUUCUAGCACUGCAACGCGAAACGGGGUCAAUUCUCGCUCCGGAAAAGUGCCCUCGGCGCAACCCGGCCAGAUAUCCUCUACAAUCACAUCGAAUGCCCAGCAAUCCUUCAAGCCAAAACUCCAAGCGCGAACAGCCGGCGCAAGAGAUGCACAGAUUGGCCGAUCUGCUACUAGCGACCUCGCCGAUUUCCUCCGUAGCUCUGGCCCUCCGGAGUCACCUGCGCCAGCGCCAGGCGCUACAAUCCGCAAGGAAGAAGGCAAGCGUGUGCCUACGAAGUUCUGGCGCAAGAAGACAUAUCCCGACAUGCCCUGCAAUGCGCUUCUCGUUCUUCGCAGCAGUCGAAUGCAGGAUCGAUUACAAAUCCAGUUAGAUCCUAUGCAUCCAGCCCGGAACGACUUGGGCAUACAUUACAGACACAUGAAGGCUCCCCCGCCGGGGCCACCACCAACUCAUCUCAUCAGCUUAUUACAUACUACCACCGCCACACUCCUCAUCCAACCCUACCUCCACCCAGCCAUGGCGUCCCCAAGAAGCACACUCCCCCUCUCCGAAACCCCAGCACUAACAUACAACCACAGCGAAGAAAACAUCACCGCCCUCCUCCACCACCUCCCACACAUCUCCCACUCCACAAACCCUUCCGAAUGCGUCUCCAAAUCUAGCACCCGCCAUUCUGCCGCUGCCCCUGCCCAGACCCCCCGCGCAGUCCUCUUCCCCGCCUCCACAGCAGACGUCUCCGCCAUCCUCGCCGCCUGCCACGCGCGCAACAUAGCCGUGACGUCCUUCGGCGGCGGCACGAGUCUCGGCGGCGCGCUGGCGGCGACGAGAGGCGGCGGCGUGUGCGUGGAUUUCAAGCUCAUGCACAGGAUUCUGGACCUGCAUGAAGAUGACUUGGAUGUCGUAGUGCAGCCGGAUGUGGGGUGGGUCGAGUUGAAUGAGUAUUUGAGCGAGAAGGGGUUGUUUCUCCCGCCGGAUCCGGCACCCGGGGCGAGGAUUGGGGGGAUGAUCGCAAUGUCCUGCUCCGGCACCAACGCCUACCGCUACGGCACGAUGAAGGAAUGGGUCAUCUCGCUCACCGCCGUGCUCGCCGACGGCUCCGUCGUCAGGACGCGCAACCGGCCGCGCAAGUCUGCCGCGGGAUACGAUCUUACGCACCUGGUUAUCGGGUCUGAGGGCACGCUCGCGCUGGUCACCGAGGCGGUGCUGAGAGUCACCGCGCUGCCGAGGAAUCUGCACGUUGGGCUGGUGAGGUUUGAGCGGAUGCAGCAUGGCGUUGAUAGCGCGGUGGGCGUGUUGAAGAGCGGGUUCUUGCUCGAGGCGCUCGAGUUGGCGGAUGCGGAGUGUAUGCGCGCGCUGAAUCACUCGGGGCUUUGUGCUGAGGAGUUUGCAGAGACGCCGACGCUGUUUGUUAAGUUCGCGGGGUCGGAGGGGGUAGUGAAGGAGCAGAUUUCUUGCGUGAGGGAGAUCUGUGCUGCGAAUGCGUGUCGUGCGUUUGAAGUGUCGGGGGACGAGAGUAGGAUCCGGGCUAUCUGGGGCGCGAGGAAGAGUCUGGGGAAUGCGCUGGUGACGAUGAAGAAGGAUCCGAGUGAUCUGUUCUUGCAUACUGAUGCUGCGGUGCCGAUCUCGAAGAUGGCGCAGUUGGUGGAGGAGAGUGAGCGGAUUGUUAGGGAGGAAGGGGGGGAGUGGUUUUGCGCGAGCGUGGGGCAUGUUGGGGAUGGGAACGUGCACACCGCGAUAGUCUGUCCCGCGUCCGCUAAAGCCGACGCUGAGAGACUCCUCGCGAAGAUUCAGAGACUGGCGCUCGAGCUCGAGGGCACUAUUACAGGCGAGCAUGGCGUGGGGCUCAAGCUGCGCGACUUGCUGGCUGAAGAGGUGGGACAGGCUGGGGUGGAUGUUAUGCGCAGGGUGAAGAUGGCGCUGGAUCCGAAGGGGAUACUGAAUCCGGAUAAGGUUGUCAGGCUAGAGGAGGGGAUUUGA
This is a messenger RNA of Trematosphaeria pertusa, 5535 nucleotides long. RefSeq lists its product as uncharacterized. NCBI's taxonomy places the organism in Eukaryota, Fungi, Ascomycota, Dothideomycetes, Pleosporales, Trematosphaeriaceae. The transcript is spliced from 6 exons. Bases 1 to 5535 code for a protein of 1844 amino acids. Gene Ontology annotation, cellular component: mitochondrion. Gene Ontology annotation, molecular function: FAD binding; D-lactate dehydrogenase (NAD+) activity; D-lactate dehydrogenase (cytochrome) activity. The record is from RefSeq and is a predicted model, not a curated record. Gene Ontology annotation, biological process: lactate catabolic process.